GCCAAGUGUGCUCCAUUCAUAACCUUCUGUCAACUGUUUUUCUAGAUAGAUUUUCUUCCUGAUGUAAGUGAACAUGGCGGCUCAGAGUGUCGGCACCAUCAUCAAGGACCUGUCACUGCCGUCAGUAGGACGUGUGGAGACACCUAGAAACUUGGAGUCCAGGCCUGUAGUUGGAGCUGGACCCUUCUCUGAUGAAGCCACUUCCAUCCUGUCCUCCACCAGCCAACUGGCCAGAACUCUUCUGGGCCACAGUUUUGUUCUUCAACGCCGAGACAAACCCUCCAACUCUGAGGCGAAGUCGGGGAGAAGCGCUGAUGAAGAAAGCAGCAGCAACAUCUCAUCCCGCAAACGUGAGUUUAUGCCCAUUGAGAAGAAGGACGAAUGCUACUGGGACAAGAGGAGAAAAAACAACGAGGCAGCAAAGAGGUCCAGAGAGAGGAGACGAGCCAAUGACAUGGUCCUGGAGGGGAGGGUUCUGAGUCUGCUGGAGGAAAAUGCCCGUCUGAGGGCUGAGUUGCUGGCCCUCAAGCUGCGCUAUGGUCUGGUCAAAGACUCUUCAAACGUGAGCAUCCUGCCCCUCUCUGUGCCCCCUGGUGCUCUCUAUCCAACCCACAAUGAUGGACCCUCGUUCCUGAACACACCACAGAAGAACACUGCCCAACAAGUCCACCUCCAUUAUCCACACCAGGCUCUACCAUCAUUCAUCUAUGGGGUGAGAGCAGCUCCCCCUGUGGUGAGUCACAGUGUUUCUGAAGAGUCGUGUGUUUCUACCUCCUGUAGUUCAAACUUGGGGAGCCCUGUUUUUUUUGAGGACACAUCCAGUGAACUUGGGCCUUCACCUGGAGAACUGGUGGAAGAACAAGUGGGCAAUCAGUCCCACAUGUGUCUUCUAGAGUUCAACGAGGCUCAGUGCAUCACCAAACAUCAGACCCGCGAGGGUCUGAGGAACUUACCCCACAAACUCCGCUUCAAAGGCCCCAGCAGCUGCUCUGACGGAGGAGAAACUCCUCCCACAUCUGCUGACAGACACAGUGAGCCGCCUGUAGCAACUGUGAUGCCAAAUAUACAGAUGAGGGACCACCAGCAGGUGGGGUGGUCCACAGAGGGUGCCGAUGCUGGAGUCAUGCAGCAGUACCAAGUUCUGUCUUCUGACGAUUGUAACUCCAGAGACGGGAGGUAUAGAACAGAGGACAUGAGUCUGAGGUCACAGGUCAGCUGUUUGUCUCAGGAAGUGGCUCAGCUGAAGAGACUCUUCUCCCAGCAGCUGUUCUCCAAAGCUGUUCAUUAUGGACAUUUUCAAAGACUGGGUCGGGAGCCAAAGAGUUUAUGACUGGGUUAGAAAUCAUAUGUGUGUAUUUGUAAUCAGAACAUCACAGUCUUUUACCACAAUUUUUAUGUGUACGUUUACACUUAAAACAGAAAAUUAAAGAAAAUUAAAGUAAACUGAGAUUAAGCUAGUUUUAGAAAGAAAACUAUUAAACAAACGGUCCAAAAAAAAUUUAAAAAGUGAUUGGAAAUGAAUAAUUAGUUCCCAAAAUGUUCAAAGGUGUAUAUUUCUGUAUAUCUUUGGAUGUCACAAAUUGACCAAGACACACUGUUGUAUGACAUUUGUGAAAAACUGUUCCAAAAUGCAAAUGUGUAUAUUUGUGCCAGAAAAAAUAAUUACAAAAAAUGAAUG
Messenger RNA from Cynoglossus semilaevis (tongue sole), 1678 nucleotides. Its product is annotated as nuclear factor interleukin-3-regulated protein-like. The record is from RefSeq and is a predicted model, not a curated record. Lineage: Eukaryota; Metazoa; Chordata; Actinopteri; Pleuronectiformes; Cynoglossidae. Gene Ontology annotation, cellular component: nucleus. Gene Ontology annotation, molecular function: DNA-binding transcription factor activity; DNA binding. The transcript has a single exon. The coding region runs from base 74 to 1330 and encodes 418 amino acids. Gene Ontology annotation, biological process: regulation of DNA-templated transcription; circadian rhythm.